This is a messenger RNA of Morchella sextelata, 2250 nucleotides long. RefSeq lists its product as uncharacterized. The coding region runs from base 1 to 2250 and encodes 749 amino acids. The record is from RefSeq and is a predicted model, not a curated record. Lineage: Eukaryota; Fungi; Ascomycota; Pezizomycetes; Pezizales; Morchellaceae. Gene Ontology annotation, biological process: chromatin organization. The transcript is spliced from 16 exons. Gene Ontology annotation, cellular component: histone deacetylase complex. Gene Ontology annotation, molecular function: histone deacetylase activity.
AUGCCAUUUGUUCCUGGGUCUGACACAGAUAUGCUUGACGCGCCUAAUGGUACGUCUGCGGCUCAUAUCGAAAACCCACCUACCUUUCCGAUCUGUGUAAACGGGCAUGCAGACGUUACUUUUACCGGCCCCUACGACCCUUCUCGAAGCGAGCAUGCUUCACCCGCGGCUGACCAGACGUCUGCAAUAACGCUGAGACUUUCCGGCGACGUGUCUGCAUCGAGGGAGGAUUCGACAGGAAAGGACCGUCAAAUGUCGCCCAAUAAGGCACUUCCAAUAUCAAGUCUCAAAACGGGACUAUGUUACGACAUUCGUAUGAUGUAUCAUGAACAAAUCAAUGAGGACGAUCACCCAGAGCAGCCCAAACGAAUAUUCUCCAUAUAUAGUGCGCUGGUAGGUGCUGGCUUUGUUGAGGAUCAAGCUCUCAAGGGAGCCUUCAAGGAUGGGAUCAUGAAGCGGAUAGACGCAAGAGAGGUGACAGAAGAUGAAGCUCUGUUGGCGCACUCUAAGGAUCACUGGGACUACAUCUCUAGCACCUCUGCGAUGGAUCCUCUCGCCCUGAGAGAGGCAUGGCAAGAAGGGGACUCUGUCUACUUCUGUCCGGAUAGUUUCUCUAGCGCAAAGCUCUCUUGCGGGGGUGUAAUCGAAUGUGCAACAGCAGUCGUUGAGAGCAAGGUAAAGAAUGCAAUUGCUGUUGUGCGGCCGCCGGGUCACCACGCCGAGUUUCACAAGCCAAUGGGCUUUUGUCUGUUUAAUAAUGUCUGCGUUGCUGCCCAAGUGAUGCUAAAGAGAUACCCGGAAACAAUCCGUAAGGUAUUGAUAUUGGAUUGGGAUGUACACCAUGGAAACGGAACCCAGGCCAUCUUUUAUGAUAAUCCUCAUGUACUCUACAUGUCGAUACAUAGAUUUGAUGGUGGGAAAUUCUAUCCCGAGGGCCAACAUGGGAAUUUUGACAAGUGUGGGGUGGACGAAGGCGUUGGGAUGAAUGUAAACGUUCCUUGGAACAAUAUUGAUGGUGGUAUGGGUGAUGGCGACUACAUGUACGCGUUUCAGCGUGUUAUCAUGCCUAUUGCUCUAGAGUUCGACCCCGAUUUGGUUCUCAUUUCUGCUGGGUUCGAUGCCGCGGUAGGUGAUGAAUUAGGAAAAUGCAUGGUGACUCCAGCUGGCUAUGCGCACAUGACACAUAUGUUGAUGAGACUCGCAAACGGAAAGGUUGUCGUUUGUUUGGAGGGAGGUUAUAACCUAGAUUCUAUAUCCCACUCAGCCUUGGCAGUCACCAAGGUACUACUUGGAGAACCACCCGGGAGACUUCAUGAUGGGGAUAAAGUCAGACCAUCGGCCUCGAGGGAUGUCGAAAAAUGUGUUAUGCAGCAGUCACGAUACUGGCGCUGCAUGAGACUCACAGAGUCAGAUCCUAUGGAGAAAACAAAUUCCUAUCGGUUGCACGAUGUCAUCAGAUCCCAUCAAGCGAAGGUAUUGUGGGAGAAGCACAGGAUGUCGGAUUUGAAAAUAUUUAGAGACACCAUCUCUGUGUCCUUUGAGAACCAAGUUCUUGCGACAACAAAUUCUUAUAAAGCUGAGACAUUAGUCCUGCUUGUACAUGACCCACCGUCGGUAUGGGCACUCCUGGAUUCCAAUAUGAUAAACAGGAUUGCGCCCCACAACGCCUUGCUGGAAGAUGUAGGUAACAUGUACAUCGAUUGGGCCGUGCAGAGAGGAUAUGCUGUCAUGGACGUAAAUAUACCACAGGCUUUGACCACCAAAGAGGGCACAUUGGCCGAACAGCACGAAUACGAAGUAAUGAGGCAAACGGAAGAAAUUUGCAUGUACCUUUGGGAUAAUUACAUUGAGAUUUCUGAUGCCAAGAAUAUAAUACUCAUGGGCGUUGGAGAUGCCUUUGUUGGGAUAUUAUAUCUCCUAGCUAACCGGGAGUGCCGUGAACGCGUCAAAGGGGUCAUUGGCAUAGUCGGUGAUGAGAACGGCCUCAGGGCCUGUAAGCCCGGAAUCCACGGCGACAUACUCAUCGACUGGUACUUUAAUAAUUCCUUGAUCUUUUGCACCCAAGAGCAUAACGUUUGGGGGGUAAGACGAGGAAAGAAGAAACACGGCACGAUCCGCAAAUCACCUGCGACCAACCUUCAGGAUGUACUGCGCGAAGCAUACGACGAAAUGACACAAUGGCUCACGGAUAGACUUCCCCCACCCCCACCCCCACCCCCCACCAUCAUACGAAGACCUAGCAGUUCUUAG